ACGGCCGAGCCACUGUAGCUUCAGAACGACAAAGUCUCCACACCGAACAGUUGUGAGGUUUUUACCCAAAGCUGUUGAGGCUGAACCAUGGGGAAGAUACUGAUCAUAUGUCUGGUUCUGCUGGCCAUGGUGAAUGGGCUAGCUGCCCUGUCCUGUCUUCCGUGUGGGGAGUUUGAAUGUCAGGAACCUCCAAAGUGCAAGAGAAACGCAAACUACGUCAAGGAUGUGUGUGGAUGCUGUGACGUUUGUGCCAAGGUGAAGGGAGAGAGCUGUGGUGGACUGUGGAACCUGGAUGGAACCUGCGCAGAUGGACUGAUAUGUCAGGAACCCGACCCACCCACUCCUAAUGAAGAUGGCCUUAUUGCUUUCAAUCCUCAUGAACCCGGGACAUGUGUGAAAGAUAAGAAAGCCAAAAAGGAGAAAAAAGGGAGGAAGAGGCAUUACAGGAGGGAUAUUUUUGGGGAUUCGGAGAAAUAAUUCUCAACUCCCAGA
Molecule: messenger RNA, 492 nt
Organism: Branchiostoma belcheri (Belcher's lancelet)
Lineage: Eukaryota; Metazoa; Chordata; Leptocardii; Amphioxiformes; Branchiostomatidae
Product: venom protein 302-like
Exons: 4
Coding region: 88-477 (129 amino acids)
Biological process (GO): regulation of cell growth; regulation of signal transduction
Cellular component (GO): extracellular region
Molecular function (GO): insulin-like growth factor binding
Source: RefSeq, a predicted model, not a curated record